UUUUUAAUUAAAUAAGAGUAUAGAAGGGAGAGGUUUUGUUAGCAAGCAAGCAAAUAAAUGGAUGAAAGACAAACUAAUCCAGAUUCAGACUAUCUACCUUUUUUAUCACCAUAAAAUUAAAAUUAUUUAGCUUAGGAUUAGCUUAAUAGCUACUAGCGAGAUGAUAUUUAAGUUUUAAAAUCGCAUGGAUUCCAUACACCUGGCAUUUAAGGAGGCUGCAAUUUUGAAUAUUUGCUUGAAUAAGAUCUUAAUGAUAAAUAAUUUUCUAAUUUGGUAAUGGUCCUUGAUAAAUAAUAACUGAACAAGGAGUAAUUUAAUAGAAAUAUUGAUUUAAAUAAGAUAAAUUAUUUACAGCACUUAAAUAGCAAGAAUGAUAUUUAUAUAAACUCUGCUUAAUACAAUAGCUUUUUGCAAUCUUUAGAUUUUAGACCAAAGUUUGUGAGUAAUGCUCAUAAAAAAGAAAGCAUUCAAUCUAAUAAGAUCAAAUAAAUAUAUAAUAUAGAAGAGAAUAGCAAUAAAAUAAAAAAUAUUUAACUUUAAAAAAUAAAGUUGGCUAACAAAGAAUAGUAAUAAAAGUAAUAGAUUUAAUAGGAUUUUCGUUUGAAGAGCUCAAGCGAAAUAAAACCAAGUAGAGUUUUUAUAUAAAAUAGAGAACGGGUAAAUACGUAUUCACUGAUUGAUCAAUAAGGAAAGUAAGAGUCAUCUAUAUAAAAUCACUAUGCUUCUUAAAAUAGUACUUAAACAUCAGCAACAAUUAACAAAAGUAGUUCUAAAAAGAAUAAAAUACCUAAUCUUAAAUUUAAUUCUACAUACUACUUUAGUAGCAAUACAAACUUUAAUUCGAGCAGUAAUAAAAAGUAAAGUAAAUUUAUAAAAGACUGUUUAUCUACUCCCAGCAGGAAUAAAACAAAUAGUUAUUUUUUCAAACGAGAAGAGACAGAGAUAGAAGAUGAAGACUUGCAAAACUCAAAAACCUAAAGGGUAGAAACAGAUUUUUAAAUUUACAACUCCACAGAUGGAGUUUAAGAGUCUAAAAAUAGUUUCAAAAGUUCUAAAUCAUCUUUUAAUUAUAUAAAUUCCCCAAAAAAUAACAGUCUUUUUUAUUCAAAUAAUAAUAACAAUAAUAUAGUAUAAUAUAAGUAAAAAUAAUUGAAAACUAUAAUAAAUAAUAUUUUACCUUAAACUAUAUAAUAAACUGUGAAAACACCACAAAGCUCUAAUAAAAAUACAGCUAGAAAUAUUAUAAAUUCUAUGAAUACAUAAAGCAGCAUUAAUAAUAAAAUAAAACUACUGAAUCUUAAAAAUUUAUAAACAGGUUCUAAUCAAUAAAAAUUUUUCACUGAAAGAAUAGCUUUGAAUAGCAAUAACAACUAAGAUUCAAAAACAAUUUACCAAGAUAUGAGUUAGUAAGAUGAUUAAAUCAAGUAAAAAUUGGUCAAAGAAAACUUUAAAUCAUAUUCAAAUAAAUAAUUUUUAUCUAAAAAUAAAAUUGAAAGCAAAGACAACAAUUAAAAUACAGAAUAAUUAAAAAAUAGAAAUAAGAUGGAUUAAAAUAAUAGUGAUGACAGUAUUUUUUCUCCAAAAAAUUAGUUAGAAAAUGAAAAAAUAUUUGAUGUUAGCAUUAGAUAAACUAGGUCUUAACAAAAGUAACAUCUUUAACAAAUAGAGUAAAAUAAAAUAUUUCUUUAAUAACCAGAAGAAAGUAAAUAAAAUCAAUAAGCAUUUUAAAAAAAUCAUUAGCAAGAGGUAAUAAGAUUUUUUUAAAAUAAUUAAAAAACACCUUAAAUUAAUAUUUCUAAUUUUACUGAAUAAAAUAAAAUUAAUUUAAAUGAAAUUGAAAAAAAUAAUUCUGAAUAAUCCGGAAUGCCUGAUGAGUAAGAAAAUAAUCAAAAUAAUAUUGAUAAUUCUAAUGAUUGUAAUAAAAACAAUAUAAAAAAUGAUUCAAACAUUAAUGAAGAUCUUAAUAAUUAAUUAAUUAAAUCAAGAAACUCUAAGAAAUCGUCUUUUAUUGAUCCUUCUUAGCUAAAUUUGCUGAAAAAAAUGAUGGAAAAAAAGUAAAAUCAAAAUUUUUAAUAAUAGAACGCUGCAAACUCAGAAAAUAAAUAAAAUGAAGAAACCAUAGGAAGCCCUAAAAAUGAAUUAAAUAUUUCUAAUUUUAAUCAGAACUAAAAUGAGGAAAAUUAAAAUUUGCCAGCCUUAAAGCCAGACACACUUAAAAGAAAAUCCUUUAUUAAUGUAGAUUAAGAUAACUGUACGAGAUACUUAGAAUAAUAAAGGGAAGAUGAAUAUUUAAUUGCAUUGGGCUUAGAUUAUUAUGGAAUUAAAUAAUUGAGCCAUUAUUGUGAUUUUUAAAAGAGUAUUCAAAAAAAAUAAAAUACUAAAAUGCAUUAAGCUUUAAGUUCUUACUCUUUUAUUAAUAGUUGUAAAAGAAUAGAUCAUAAUCAAUAGGAUUAUAGCUAUUAGCAGUUAAAUUUUGAACAUUCUAAGAGAGGAGAAGAAUAAAAAAAGAAAAUUAAUAUUUUGGAAUUAGAUGUGUUUAAUGAUUUAGAAGAUAUGACUGUAAAAAAUAGCUUAAUUUUAAAAAAGAACAAAAAUACUCUGGAUAGAAAAAUGCAACAAUACAUAAAAAGAACAUUUUUAGAAUUUGAAAAGUAAGAUAACGUAUAAGAUAGACCAAGUUAAGAGUCAACUUAAAAACAAAGUCAAGAGAUUAUUGAUAGCAAAAAUUCAUAAAAUAACUUAUUAGAGUAAUAAAAAUAAAAUAUUUAAAAUACUCUUUAAAAACUCAACACUUAACAAAACUCUCCUAAAAGAAGUUCUAAGUCAUAAUAAUAUAAUGGCGUAAUUUAAUUAACUGUUAGUAUUAAUCCUCCUUUGAGUAAUCAAGAUAGCUCAUCUUAAACCAAUAAUUAAUAAGUUUAUAAGUUUGUUACUUUUAAAAAUGAAAAAGUUUCCUCAACUUCAAUUUGUUCAGAAAAUUCACAUCAUUCUUAUAUUUCCUCUGAAACAAACGAAGAUAGUGAUAAUUUAAAUUUUAAUGAUACAAAUAAUUAACAAAUCGGAGAAGAAUCUGAAAAAGAUGAUGAAGUUUCUUUGCAUCUAUAAGAAGAAAAUGGUGAAAAUGAGUUUAAAAUCAUAAAGAAUGGAAAUCAUAUCAAAAGCCUAGAAUUAAAUUAGCAAAGCUAAAAAAUAACUAAGAUGAAAGAUCCUAAAAAUUCAUUUACUGUAACAAGAAAUUACCUUAUGAACUACUUACAGAAACAGCAGUCUUAAAAAUAUUUAAAAAGAAUGUCUAAAAUAAAUUAAGGCAUCCAAUUUAUUUAAGAUUAACAAAAAGUAAACUAUUCAAAUAGCUUAGAUCAAUCAUAAAUCUUGGAAAAUAAACAAAUGAGGCAAGGAAUUUAAAGCCAGUCAAGGUCAUUUAUGAAAUUUGCUUCAGAUAAAAAAUAAAUCACAAAAGAUUUUUUAGAGCAUUAAUAUUCAGCAGAUUCAUAUAGAAUGAAUCCUUUCUUUUCAAAUGAACAAAUUUAAAGUCCAAAAUCUAAUUAAUAAAAAUACUCAAGCACUGAAUUUAACGAACUUGAUAAAAACAAAGAUUUAAGAAAUGAAAAAAAAAUUUAAUCAAAAUAAACAUUGUAAAACAUUAGUAUUGAAGAGAUUAAUUCCUCUUCACAUUCUUCUUCCUAAGAUUCAUAGUCAAACUCAUCCUCUAACUCAUCAAAUUCUUCUAUUGAUGAAGAUAGCUUAGGAAAUACUUAAUAGUAACUUGGGAUAGAUUAAUAUUAGCAACAAAUGGAUUAAGCUAAUCCGUAACAAUUAUAAUUUUUUAAUGAUCUAGAAAUAUAUGAAGAUGAAAACUAUGAUCCAUUUACCUUAUCAAAUAACUUUAUAAAAAGUCUUUAACCUCAAAAUUUAAAUGAAUCUAACUCUCUGCUAGUUAGAUUAUAUGAAAAUAUACCUCCUAUUAUAAGCGAAUUAUAAGAAAAUUAAGUAGAAUAAGUGCUUAAUAUUAAAUUUUAAGACUAAGAUUAACAAAAAAUAGAGCUCUUGAUGAAAAAGAACAAUAUAGGAGAUAAAUAUCAACAAAUUUCAGAAUUAUUGGAAUCAGAUCAAAGAAGAUUUUUCAAAUAAAGCUACAGCAAUUACUACACUGAACAAAAAGAUUUACUUUAUGGAAAUUUUGAAGAUAUGAAUACAAUUAAUUCAAAUUUUUAUUAUUUAUUUAGUUAAAAUACUUAAUCAAAUAAAACUAAAAAGCAAACAUCUAACAAUAAAAUUGAAUCAAAUUAUUUGAAAGUAUAGCAUCAUAAUGUUAAUAACUAUAAGAAAUGUAUUAAGCAGCAAAAGUUAGUUAAGGAACAGCCAGAAUCUACUGAUACUAAAGAGUAAAAAGAAGAAAAUUAAAAUUUAUUCUAGAUGAGCGAUUCAAUUAAAAAUUAUUAGUAAGAUGCUGAAUUUGAGUUUGAUAGUCCAUCACUUACCAGAAAAGCAUUGGAAAAAAAAAUUUGCUUAUCUUAAUCGCUUAAAGAGAGUAUUUCUCUGUCUAAUGAAAACACAUUGUAGAUUUAAAGAAGUAAAUUCUCAAAUAUUACCAAUAAGAAUUAAAAGGAAACAAAUCAAGAAGAUUAAAAUAAGAAGAAAUCGUUAACCACUGCUUAAUAGACACCACUUACCUAGCCAAUAAAAAUAAAAUAAUAAAACUAGCCCACCUCAGAAUAAAAUCAAGAUUUUACUUCAAUGCUAUAAACACCACUAUUAAAUAGUUUAUAAGCACCUAAUAAUAUUUCAAUGGGCUAAAACUCUGUUAAAAAUGCUAAUAAGAUAAAAGGCUCAUAAAACUAAACCAUUAUAGAUCAUAAAAAUUACAUUUAACUAAAUUAAAAUCUUUCAUAAAGCAGAAUUAAACCAGAUAUUCUAGAUAAGCAAUCUCUUGCAAUAAGUAAUAGAAAUAAUUAAAUAAGUAAAAGAAAAUUGUUACCUCCUGAAUAGUAGAUUAUGAUGGCAAUUAAGCAUAAUUCAUUGACAGAAUUUGAAGAUAUUUUCUCAAAGUUCCAUUAGAUUAAAAUUAAUUAUUAAGAUGAAGAAGGCAGCAACUUUCUAAUUAUUGCUUCAAGUGUAGGAAAUAUUGAUAUUGUAAAAGAAUUAAUUUACAAAGGGAUAAAUAUAAAUCACUAAAAUGAUUUAGGUAAUACUGCUCUUCAUAUGGCUCUAGCUUACGGAAAUAGUGAAGUAGCAGAUUUCCUUUUACAAUUUAAAAUAGAUCAAAAUUUAGUAAAUGUCAAUAACUAAACUGCUUGGGAUACAGCAAUAUACAAUUGA
Messenger RNA from Tetrahymena thermophila SB210, 5319 nucleotides. RefSeq names its product ankyrin domain protein. The transcript has 10 exons. Gene Ontology annotation, molecular function: protein binding. The record is from RefSeq and is a predicted model, not a curated record. Lineage: Eukaryota; Ciliophora; Oligohymenophorea; Hymenostomatida; Tetrahymenidae.